UAAUUUUGCGAGACUCUGCUAAAAGUCUCUCUCUUCAAAGGGGAAUGAAAAAUGAAUGAAUAAAGAAUGAAACGUCUUCAUCCAUUUUCUCUUCGGAAACAAAACUUGUUGGAAACCUUAAAAAAUAAAAACCAUGAUUUUGUUCUUCGUAACUGGUAACUCGUAACACACACAACACAAACCUCAUCCAAAGAAGAAGAAGAAGAAGAAGAAGAAGAAGAAGAAUAGUCACUGAAUCUUAAACUCACACGACACGAAGAGCUAUGGAUAGGCAUGAUGAGCAAAACUCCAAUCCCUUCGCAACCACCGAUUCCGAUUCCGAUUCCGACUCGGUGAGUUGCUUCGUCACCGAUCUCUUCGAAACUCGCUCUGAGCCUUCUCGUCAUUGCUCCUGCGGUGACGUCAACAUAAACCCCUUCUCCGGCGUCGUUUGCGACCUUCACGGGGAAGCAUCGUUAGGGUUAGGGUUUGGAGCUGAAAUUGGAUCCCAAAAUGACAAUCACAGUGGUGUUUUCGAUUUCUCGAUAGGUGAUAAUAAUGGUUUGGGUGGGCUUAGGGUUGUUGGAUUCGGAUCCGAUUCGGAUUCGGCUGGAGAGGAAGGUGAGCUUGAUCGAGCUAUGGAGGAGUUCGGUUCUUCUGGUGUGCGUGGUUUUAGUGAUGAUGAUGAUCAUAGGGUUGAUGGUGGAGGGUUUGAUGAUUUUGAUGUUAGGUUGUGUUGGGAUAGUCUCUGUUUGGAGGAUCAGAGGACCUUGAAUGAGAGUUUUGAAUGGGAGGAGGUAGAGGAGAGGGUGAAUGAUAGGGAAGAUUCCAGUUUGGUGAUUGAUGAGGUUGAGGUUGAUGAUCAAUCAGUGGCGUCCGGGUUUUCGCACAGCGAGGAUCCCGGCGAGGAGGCGUUGAGGUACCUGGAGUGGGAAAUUCUCUUGGCUGUGAACAAUUUGGAGAGGAAUUCAAUCUUGGAACAUGAAGCCAAUGUGGAUUCUUAUUUAGCAGUUGGGGAUGGUUAUAUGUACACUGCUGAGUAUGAUGUUCUGUUUGGGCAGUUUCUGGAGAAUGAGAGUGCCUUGAAGGGUAGUCCCCCUGCGGCGAAGAGUGUCGUGGAGAAUCUUCCGGUGGUUGAGUUGACAAAGGAGGAGUUGCAGGGGAAGAAUGUGGCUUGUGCUAUUUGUAAAGAUGAGAUAUUGUUGGAGGAGAAGGUGACUAGGCUUCCUUGCUCGCACUGUUAUCAUGGGGAUUGCAUUAUGCCUUGGUUGAGUAUUCGUAACACUUGCCCUGUUUGUCGAUUUGAGUUGCCUACCGAUGAUCCUGAAUACGAGCAGAGGAAGAGCCGGAUGGCUGCUCACGAGAUGGUGGAGCUUGCAAUGCAGAGGCAAGUUUGAAUCGUCGCCUCAGGUUAUAGUUGUCUUCUGUAAAUAGCAGUUUGUUUUCUCUCAUAUCCAACUGAUGGUGAGAACCAAAAAUCUUUUGUAAUUGGUUUUCAUGUUGCGCGGUGGUUUUUGAAUAAGUUUCGUGCCAUAUUAUAUGUUCUGAAUAGUCAAGAAAUGAAUGUCUGUCAAUAUUUAUUUUAUGCAAAGACAUAGUGUAUCCCAAGAAGAAUUAUGUUUUUUAAUAAACUUGUAUAUAAGUUGUCAUUAUUGGAUUUAA
Messenger RNA from Arachis duranensis, 1641 nucleotides. RefSeq lists its product as uncharacterized. The record is from RefSeq and is a predicted model, not a curated record. NCBI's taxonomy places the organism in Eukaryota, Viridiplantae, Streptophyta, Magnoliopsida, Fabales, Fabaceae. The transcript has a single exon. Gene Ontology annotation, molecular function: ubiquitin protein ligase activity. Gene Ontology annotation, cellular component: cytoplasm. The coding region runs from base 264 to 1376 and encodes 370 amino acids. Gene Ontology annotation, biological process: protein ubiquitination.